AAAAUCCCGAAGAAGUCAAAUAAGAUGUGGGGCAACGGCCGCAACAACCGAGGAAACGAAGUAGGUAAGAGCUACUUCGGUCAUGAUGAUCGAGUAGGAAGACAUGGGAAAGAUGGAAGACACCAGGGUCAUAUGAAGCACCGUGUGUCAUUUAAGACCUAUACGCCUGACAACUUGGCUCGUAAUUUGACAUUUGUUAAUUUGGAUGACGACAUUCCGAUGACUUCGAAUAACAAUUCGAGACAUGUGAUAAUGAAUUCGAAUAAUCGAGAACGAGGGGAACAUUGGCGAACUGUUCCUCGUGGGAGGAACAGUCGUAUGCCAAAUAGAAAUUUUAAGAGAGGUCAGUCAGGUUCUAGACGACUUCCUCCUUUGAGAGAAUUCAAUUGGUAUAGAGUUAGUAUACCAUAUGGUCAGAAGUACGAAAGGGAUUUUAUUAUAAAUACCCUUUUGAAUUACAUUGCGCCCGAUGUAUUUGUACCCAUAGUGUACAAAACAUCUGCAACUGAUGCCAGUUUCUACAUAGACGAUUAUAAGACGGCAGUUGCAUUGCAAAACUGUGAUUAUAAGAUCAAAAUGAGUGAUGGAUUUAAAUUGCAAGUGAAAGUGAAACCAGGAUUUCCAGUUUAUGACAUUGAUGAUAAAUUGAAGGAAAGGUUAAAACAAGCAAUGGUUAAGAGAUAUGUACAAGAUACCAAUGCUUUGAAUUUGUCCAAGUUCUAUCUUGAUUCUGAUCUUCGCUCUGAUUACUUUUGUGCAUUGUUCCAUCCGGUUAUGAUGAUGACUGUGUUGGACGUUGUAGCGGAACACAUACCGAAUUUAGAAGCUUUGAGCUUAGAAGGAAAUAAGUUGCAGAAUAUUGAGAGACUUAGUAUACUGACUAAGAAAUUCUCAAAAUUGAAAAUUUUAUAUAUUGGUGAUAAUAAGAUCAGAGACAUCCAUCAAUUAGAUGCUAUUAAGGAUUUAAAACUGGAGGAAUUGAAGUUAACUGGAAAUCCUGUCUGUAAUAAGUAUAAAUCUCGACAAAAUGACUAUGUUAGUGAUGUUCGAAGACGAUUCUCAAGAUUACUGCGUCUGGAUGGCACGGAACUACCACGACCGAUUGUUUUCGAUAUGAUGGUUGAACCUGCUAUAAUUCCUUCGUCGCAAAGGAUGUUUGUCCAAGAUGCAAAAGCUAAAGAAAUUGCAAGUCAAUUUUUGCAACAAUAUUUUACGAUAUUCGAUAGUGAGAAUCGUCAACCUUUACUGGAUGCCUAUAAUGAACAUGCAUCCUUUAGCAUGACAAUAAACACUUUCAAUAAUAACAAGUUAAAUGGACAUUAUUUAGAAAAUCGAAAUUUACUUAGAGUAAAUGAUACGAUUCGAAGAGAGAAAUUUUUGAAACAGGGUAGAUUACCUGUAGUUUCUCUUAUAUCAGAAAUGCCGCGUACAAGGCAUUUACUGAAUACUUUUACUAUGGACAUCUCUCUUGUUACACAAACAAUGAUGUUCAUUACAAUAACGGGCUACUUCCAACAACUCAAUAUCAAGGAAGAGCCCAUCCGCUAUUUCAACCGCACCUUCAUAAUUGUUCCGGAAGGUGAAAGAUAUUGCAUCCGAAAUGAGCAGUUGCAUAUUAGUCAACCAUCUCAGGUGCAGUUAAAGGAAUUGCACCAGCAACUGAAUCAGUUAAAUGCUCAGCAAACUCAAUCAGAAAUGGAGACGCUGAGUUCCACAGAAGUGGUGAAGCCUAUCGCUACGGAACUUUAUGACGAGCUGAAGAAGCAAAUGGCAUUUACUAUACGUUAA
Cyphomyrmex costatus is the source of this 1788-nucleotide messenger RNA. RefSeq names its product nuclear RNA export factor 1. The annotation marks the transcript as partial. Gene Ontology annotation, biological process: poly(A)+ mRNA export from nucleus. The record is from RefSeq and is a predicted model, not a curated record. Gene Ontology annotation, molecular function: RNA binding; protein binding. Gene Ontology annotation, cellular component: nucleus; cytoplasm. The transcript is spliced from 10 exons. NCBI's taxonomy places the organism in Eukaryota, Metazoa, Arthropoda, Insecta, Hymenoptera, Formicidae.